Echinostoma caproni is the source of this 210-nucleotide messenger RNA. The record is from the annotation of a GenBank genome assembly. NCBI's taxonomy places the organism in Eukaryota, Metazoa, Platyhelminthes, Trematoda, Plagiorchiida, Echinostomatidae.
AUGUCCGAGACUCCGAAAUAUCACUCCACGGAUCCACAGUGUUUCGAACGGAUCGAUCAUCGUCACGUUGCAACGGUUGAAUUGUUCCUUUUGUCCGCUCGGGUCUCCCCGUCCGAGUGCUGGAGAAUUAAGCCCAUCCGGAAGGAUUUGGAGAAGCCCUGUGGUGCAGAAUCAAGCUUCGUGCCGGAAGGUAUACCACAGUUGGAGUGA